Molecule: messenger RNA, 1776 nt
Organism: Hyalella azteca
Lineage: Eukaryota; Metazoa; Arthropoda; Malacostraca; Amphipoda; Hyalellidae
Product: methionine aminopeptidase 1D, mitochondrial
Exons: 6
Coding region: 51-1067 (338 amino acids)
Biological process (GO): proteolysis
Molecular function (GO): metalloaminopeptidase activity
Source: RefSeq, a predicted model, not a curated record
UGGAAAUCUACUCUCAUAUUUAUUUUGUUUGUGCAGGGUGAAGUAUAAUAAUGUUUCACAGAUCACAAUCCAUCAUGCUUCUAUCACUACAUGCAAAAAUUUGCUGCAAAGUUAGCAGAUCUCCUUUAUUCUUGGCGGCUAGUCAAGUUCGACUCUUUGGAAAUAUUCUGAAUUUCUUCUUCAGACCUGAUUUUGGUAAGUAUGAUGUAGUCAAAGUGCCAGGGGAAGUGAGCCCCGGUGGCCUCAUCCCUCCCCACAUAGCCACACCGCCCCACUGGCCCCAUGGCCGCCCCCUACCAUCCCCAGCAACAAUUGAAAUCAAACAAGAUCACCAGAUAGAAGGAAUGAGACGUGCUUGUGCCAUUGCACGCCAGGUCAUGGACGAGCUUGCUAAAACUAUUCAGGUUGGCGUGACAACGGAAGAAAUUGACCGUGUGGCCCAUGCUGCCAUCAUAGAGCGGGACAGCUUCCCAUCCCCGUUGAUGUACCGAGGCUUCCCCAAGAGCGUCUGUACGAGCGUCAACAACGUGCUGUGCCACGGCAUCCCUGACAACAGAGCUCUGCAGCACGGCGACAUCAUNGUUGGGACUGUUGAAUGUGUGUACCACGGAGGGUACCACGGCGACUGCUGCGACACGUGGUGCCUGGAGGGGGCGGACGCCAGGGCGCGCCAUCUCGUGCGCGUCGCCAGGCAGGCGCGUGACGCGGCCGUCGCCGUCUGCGCGCCUGGCGUGCCUCUAGCGCGUAUAGGCGAGAAAUGCGAGGAGGUGGCGAGGGCGGCGGGGCUGGCGGUGGUGCCGGUGUUCAUAGGCCACGGCAUCGGCUCCUACUUCCACGGCCCCCCGGACGUGUACCACUUCGCGAACAACGACCAGACGUUGAUGGAGGCGGGCAUGACGUUCACGGUAGAGCCCGUCGUGACGCAGGGCGCUGAGGGCGUCGUCAUCCUCGACGACGGAUGGACCGCAAUGACGCGCGACGACGCCCGCGCCGCGCAGUUCGAGCACACGGUCCUCGUCACGACAUCGGGCCACGACAUCCUUACGCAGUACACCCACAACCAAUGAGUGCCGCCACGACAUCCUUACGCAGUACACGCACGACCCAAUGAGUGUCGCCACGACAUCCUUACGCAGUACACGCAUGACCAAUGAGUGUCGUCACGACAUCCUUACGCAGUACACGCACGAUCCAAUGAGUGUCGCCACGACAUCCUUACGCAGUACACGCACGACCAAUGAGUGUCGCCACGACAUCCUUACGCAGUACACGCACGAGCAAUGAGUGCCGCCACGACAUCUCACGCAGUACACGCACGACCAAUGAGUGCCGCCACGACAUCUCACGCAGUACACGCACGACCUGUUUGUCCAGUGCUACUCGCGCAUAUUGAGUGGGUGCACCUAUAUUUCUGCUGUGGAAAUAACAAUUCCCUGCUGCUGUAUCAGCUUCAGAACGAGAUGAACUUAUAAGCAAAUGUAUCAAAUGUAUGAUGUAAUCGAGAUGAACUUGUAAGCAAAUAACUAGACAUUCAUGCUCGGGACGAGGCAUCGAACCAACAGCAGGCUUAUUGCAGGCUUGGCUGGCUUAUUCACCCUCAAUUAUGACUUAAACAUCCCACUGUACAACUACACUGAUUAUCCGUACCCUGGUUUAUCUGUACCCUGGUUUCGAUAAAUUUUCUAUAACGUGAACUUGAACUGAUAGUUGAUACCUUGAACUAGCAAUCCUGUAAAUUUUCGUGUUCAGAAGAAUGAAGCCGUAUGAAUAAGGUGA